AUGGCUCGCGGACCUAAGAAGCACCAGAAGCGCCUUAGUGCGCCUUCGCACUGGCUCCUGGACAAGAUGUCCGGAACCUAUGCUCCCAAGGCCUCCCCCGGUCCCCACAAGCUCCGGGACUGCCUUCCCCUGAUUGUCUUCAUCCGUAACCGUCUCAAGUACGCCCUGAACGGUCGCGAGGUCAAGGCCAUCCUGAUGCAGCGUCUGGUCAAGGUCGACGGCAAGGUCCGCACCGACUCCACCUUCCCCGCUGGAUUCAUGGACGUCAUCUCUCUCGAGAAGACCGGCGAGCACUUCCGUCUCAUCUACGAUACCAAGGGCCGUUUCACCGUCCACCGCAUCCAGGCUGAGGAGGCCGAGUUCAAGCUCUGCAAGGUCAAGCGUGUUCAGCUCGGCAAGGGCGGGAUCCCAUUCUUGGUUACGCACGAUGCGCGAACCAUCCGCUACCCCGACCCUGCCAUCAAGGUCAACGACACUGUCAAGGUCGAGACCGCCACCGGCAAGAUCGUUGACUUCGUUAAGUUCGACACCGGUGUUGUCAUCAUGGCUACUGGUGGUCGCAACAUGGGUCGUGUUGGUGUCGUCACUCACCGUGAGCGCCACGAUGGUGGUUUCAACAUCGUCCACGUCAAGGACGCUAUUGACAACACCUUCGCUACCCGCGAGUCCAACGUCUUCGUCAUCGGACAGGAGAAGCCUUGGGUUUCCCUGCCCAAGGGCAAGGGUGUCAAGCUCUCCAUUGCUGAGGAGCGUGACCGCCGCCGUGCCACCGCCAUUGCCAACUAA
Molecule: messenger RNA, 786 nt
Organism: Penicillium nucicola
Lineage: Eukaryota; Fungi; Ascomycota; Eurotiomycetes; Eurotiales; Aspergillaceae
Product: 40S ribosomal protein eS4
Exons: 4
Coding region: 1-786 (261 amino acids)
Biological process (GO): translation
Cellular component (GO): ribosome; cytosolic small ribosomal subunit
Molecular function (GO): structural constituent of ribosome; RNA binding
Source: RefSeq, a predicted model, not a curated record